CAACUGUCAGCAAGCGCUGCUGUUGGACAACCACUGAUAGAAUAUGGCGUCUCUGUCGACACAAUGCACGAGUGCCGGCGAUGCUGUGUUUGGCCCUCGGGUCAGCCUCGCCUGUCGCUCGUUUGACUUUACACUUUAUUUCGAAGAUUUGAUGUUCGCGUGCCUGCCCGCGGCUCUCUUCCUGCUGCUUCUUCCAAUCUCGGUUUGGCAGCUUUGGCACGAGCCUCGUCGCAUCAAGAGGUCUGCCCUGUUGGCUUCCAAGCUAGUGACACUUGGGGCACUAUUUGUCGUCCAAAUUGCUUUCUUAGCUCUUCGUCAGUCGCAACCUCUAACCCCCGGGCACGAUGCCUCACUCGCCGCGGAUGUGUUGGAAAUGGUGGCGGUCGCCAGUGCGAUCUGGCUGUCCUACUUAAGCCACUGCCGUUGCAUCCAGCCCUCCACGCUGCUGAUUGUCUAUCUCUCCGCUCGCACCCUGCUGGGAAUCGCCCGGGUGCGGACGCUGUGGCUCAUGCGCGUCGCCACGGCGGACGCCGCUAUCUUCACCGUCGGGAUCAGCUUCACAUUCCUAUCGUUGAUCCUGGAAUCGAUCGAAAAAGCAUCAAUUCUGACAGCAAAGACCGCAAAGCCCGCCACCCCAGAGCCAUUUAGCGGGUUCUGGAAGCUUGCAAGCUUCGCCUGGUUGGCGGGGACCUUCCGUCAGGGCUACUCCAAGGUUCUUUCAGUCCAUGAUCUGCCCGAUCUGGAUCCUCAGCUGAGCAGCGAGGUUGUUGGCCGCCAGCUUCAAGCUGCUUGGUCGCAGACUGAGAACAAAACCGCAAAGUAUGCCUUGCUCCGCACCUCGACGCGAGCCUACCUGAGCGCACUACUCGCAGCGGUCAUUCCCCGCCUGCUGCUGACGGGCUUCACCUUCUGCCAGCCAUUUCUGGUGGAUGCGACCGUGACAUGGGUCGGUAAUAGAGACGCGGCCCUGGACUCGGGAAAAGGGCUGAUCGCGGCAUUUGCGAUCGUGUACACAGGCAUGGCGGUAUUCACCGCACUCUCUGGCUACCACACCUUCCGCUUUACCGUCCGUCUCCGCGCCGGACUGAUCUCCCUCGUCCACCACCAAACCGUGCGAACCAGGGCGGUCGACCUUGGGGAGAUCACCGGAGUGACCCUGAUGGGUACGGAUGUCGAGCGGAUCACGUCGGGCUUCUUCUCUAUCCACGAUUUGUGGGCCUGCUUGAUCGACAUCGCCGUCGCCAUCUUCUUGCUUGCCAGGCAACUGGGAGUUGCGAGUGUAGUUCCGGUGGUGAUGGUCGUUGUCUUCUUUGGCUGCACGUUCAAGCUCUCGGCGUCCAGCAACACCGCCCAACGCGUCUGGAUCGAAAAGGUGGAAGACCGGAUCCGAUUCACUUCGUAUGCGCUGGAGAACAUCAAGUCGGUCAAGAUGCUCGGACUCUCCCCGAGGAUGUCUGCGAUCAUCGCGGGGUUGCGGUAUGCUGAAGUGGCUGCUUCCACGGUGUUUCGGAAACUGGUGAUCGGGAGUGUGGUGCUGUCAAACUCACCUUCUAACCUGGCUCCCAUGGCGACAUUCACACUCUACGUGAUCAUCGCCCUCGCCAAGCACAAUAACUCCAUCCUCGCUGCCAAAGCCUUUACCUCUCUAUCGCUGAUCUCACUGCUGACAACCCCAGUCUUGACCUUCAUCCAGUCGGUCCCAUCUGUGGUGGAAUGUCUGGGCUGUUUUGACCGGAUCCAGGAGUACUGCAGCAAAUCGCCUGACGCCGAUGAGUCGGAAGCAGAGCAAGACCACGACGGUAUCCCUUUAAGCUCUCUGAAGAAGCAAGCACCACAGCAGAACGGAAGUGCAGUCGAGUUCACUGGCCAGAGUUUCGCCUGGGGUCAGACAACUGCCCCGGUGCUACAGGACAUCCAUUUGAGGAUUCCAGGUCGCGCCAUAACCAUGAUAAUCGGACCGAUCGGUAGCGGAAAGACAACAUUGAUCGAGAGUAUACUGGGCGAGACGGUAUCGGCCGGAGAGGAAGUCACCAGAAACAAUUCUCCCAUCGCCUACUGCGCUCAGACCCCAUGGCUGCAAAGCCAGACCGUCCGUGAAAACAUUCUUGGAUCGAGUCUGAUGGACUCCGCCUGGUACGAGACGGUGAUUAGGGCUUGCGGGCUGGAGAAGGACAUGGCGCGUCUGCCGCGCCGGGAUCAGACGCCAGUUGUCAGCAAUGGACUGACCCUGAGUGGGGGGCAGAAACAGCGCAUUGCGUUGGCGCGAGCACUGUACGCCCGACCUCGAGUUGUGCUGCUCGAUGACAUUUUCAGUGGCAUCGACGCUACCGCCACAGAGAACAUUGCGCGCAGCUUGUUCGGAGAAAGCGGGCUGUUCCGUGCCUUCGAGACGACUGUCGUGCUUGCAACGCAUUCGGGUUUCCUUCUUCAGUUCGCAGACACGGUCGUUGUGCUACGUGAAGGCCGGGUUAUCGAAACCGGCCCACUUGACACCCUUAAGCAAAGUAAUGACUUCGUGCGCAAUCUCAAGGUAACCGUCUCGGAAGUCUUUAGCAGCGAGAGCGACUCCAGCAGCGACUUCGACAAGCUUGAACACGUAGACAAGCACGACACCAACUCAGAAGCUCUCGACUCGGCCGAUGAAGACGCCACAGACGAUCAAAGCCGCCAGACUGGAGACUUUGCGGUCUACGCUUACUACGCCAGUGCUGCCGGGCGCCUGAAUAUCGUUUUGUCGCUGGUGUUCGCUUUUAUGUGGGCCUUCUGCAAUGAAUUCUCCACCGUAUGGGUGAAUUGGUGGACGGCGGCAAACGAGAAGAGUCCGAACUCGAAAGUGGGCAUGUAUCUGGGAGUCUAUAUCUUCUUUGGACUGUCGGGGGCUAUCUUGCUGGUUGCCACGUGCUGGAUCACCAUUGUGACCAUAAUCUCCCGCUCGGCAAUCAAGCUGCACGACAACGUGUUAACCAGCACGUUCCGUGCCUCCUUCCAAUUCUUCCACAAUGCAGACAUCGGCAGCAUCACCAACAGAUUCAGCCAAGACAUGGACCUGAUCGACAUGCGCCUCCCUGUCGAAGCACUCAACGUGAUCGCAAUGCUCUCCACCUGCCUCGUCAAACUCGUGAUCCUGGCCAUCUUCGCCAAAUACCUCGCCGCAGCCAUCCCCUUCGCGGCCGCGAUCGUCUACAUGACCCAGAAAUUCUACCUACGGACCUCGCGGCAGCUGCGGUUCCUCGACAUCGAAGCCAAGGCCCCAUUGUACACGCACUUCCUGGAGCUGGUCAGCGGGGCGGCGACGAUCCGCGCGUUCACGUGGCAGCAGCGGUUCGACGCGGCGUGCACGGCGCUGCUGAACACCUCGCAGCGGCCGGUCUACCUGCUGUACUGCGUGCAGCAGUGCCUGGGCUUCGUGCUGGACAUCCUAGUGACGAUCCUCGCGGUGAUCCUCGUCGCGACCGUGGUCUUUUUACGGGAAAGGUUCGACCCCGGCGAAGUCGGCGUCGCCCUGGUCAUCGUCAUGACCUUCAACCAGACGCUGAUGCUGCUGGUCAAAUACUGGACGCAGAUGGAGACCUCGAUCGGGGCGGUGUCGCGCGUCAAGGCCUACGCCGCCACCACCGAGCCCGAGGAGCGUCACCCGGAGCUCCUGCCGGCAUUGCCGGUGCAGUGGCCGCACGCCGGGGCGAUCCAGCUGCGGGAUGUGGUGGCUAGCCAUUCACGGGACUCCACCCCGGUGCUCAGGGGCAUCACGAUGUCCGUGCGCGCCGGCGAGAAGGUGGCCAUCUGCGGCCCCUCGGGCAGCGGGAAGACGAGCCUCAUCCUGGCGCUGCUGCGCAUGGUCGAGAUCCAGGAGGGCUCCGUCAGCAUCGACGGCCACGACCUCGUCGCGUACCCGCGGGAGGAGAUCCGCGCGAACCUGACCGUGAUCACGCAGGAGCCGUUCCUGAUGACGGGCACCGUGCGUUUCAACAUCGACCCGUUCGGCGGCGCCGCGGACGAGGCGAUCAUCAAGGCCCUGCAGCGGCUGCGGCUGUGGGAGCGCAUCGAAAAGGAGGGCGGGCUGGAGAUGGCGAUGAAGCCGACCUCGUGGUCGUUGGGCCAGCGGCAGCUGCUGUGUCUGGCGCGCGCGAUGGUGCGGAAGAGUAAGGUGUUGAUCCUCGAUGAGGCGACGAGCAGUGUGGAUCACGAGACGGAGGAUAUUAUGCAGGAGGUCAUCGAGACAGAGUUUGCGUCCCACACGGUGCUGGCGGUGAUGCAUCGCCUGCGGCUGAUCCAUCGGUAUGAUCGCGUCGCGGUCUUGAAUGCCGGUGCGUUGGUGGAGCUGGAUAGCCCUGCUGCUCUGUUGGGUCGUGAUUCUCUGUUUCGCCAGCUCUACCAGUCCGGAAACGGGGGUUCAAGUCAUUGAUGCGGAGGGGUGAUGAUAGAUAAAACUAUACAUGAAGUCAUGAUACUAUACAGAGAAGAUUAAUACUACACACAUUCGG
Aspergillus japonicus CBS 114.51 is the source of this 4481-nucleotide messenger RNA. Its product is annotated as putative ABC multidrug transporter. Gene Ontology annotation, molecular function: ATP binding; ATP hydrolysis activity; ABC-type transporter activity. The transcript is spliced from 14 exons. Bases 152 to 4402 code for a protein of 1416 amino acids. Gene Ontology annotation, biological process: transmembrane transport. Lineage: Eukaryota; Fungi; Ascomycota; Eurotiomycetes; Eurotiales; Aspergillaceae. The record is from RefSeq and is a predicted model, not a curated record. Gene Ontology annotation, cellular component: membrane.